CGUAUCGUCUGCAUCAGAGAAAAGAAACAUGGGUUUGGUUUCUUCAUCUGUGGAUGGAUGCUGGGGUUAUUUAUUGGAAUCUUGGACAAAAAAUGCAACUAGUAACUGGAUGUAUCCGCAGCUGCAAAUGGUAUGCCUUAAUAUUUGGGAUACGAUUUUGGCUAUAACUGAUGUACUGUGGAGUUUUGUCUGCAAGCAAUCCUGGCAAAUUCAACUGUGUGUCCUUUUUAUGGGCUUUAUUUCUAUAGUGUUGCUAUUGCUGAGAUAUUCAAGAAAAGGGGAAAGCACCAGAAGUUCUGCAGAGAGCAAAAUUCCAGAUGUCUCCAGUUGGAGUGUUUUUGAUCUUGCCAAGACUGCCUACCAGCCGGGCCACACUGAAGCUAUUACAAUGUUGGUGGAUCAGUUUGGAUAUGAUGUCAAUUACAUUAUUCCUUCCACAGGUCUCUCUCUAUUCUUGUGUACCUGCCUUAGUGGAGAGAGAGCUGCCAUUCAAUACAUGUUAAAAAAAGGUGCAGAUAUCAAUUCAACCAGUCAAGAUGGAGAUACUCCACUGUAUCUAGCUACAUUUGGAAUUCUCAACUCUGUAACACCUGAAGUAGCAGUCCUUACAGACCUCAUGGAAGCAGGUUGCGAUGUUAACAAGGCAAAUUUCAGAGGCUACACCCCCUUGCACAGAGCUGCCAGUAAAGGAAGUGUUCCAGUCAUCAAAUGUCUUCUCACCUAUGGUGCUGACCCCUACCAGGCUAGCAAGGCUGGGAUUCUCCCCAUCGGCAAUGCCAUCAAUGCUGGUAACUUGAAGGCUGCAGAAUUUCUCAAAAUCCACAUUGAUAAUCCUCAUGUAUGGGAAGUAGUGGAUCCCCAUACACCUCCGAGGAUACAGCUUGGCCUACAGAGCCCACGACGUAAGCACUUGAUCGAGUCCUCUAGGCCAAACAAAUCUCUCUCAAUCCUCAAUACUUGACCCUAUAUCCACCACAUAUAUCUUGUACAUCUUAAGGUAGCACCAUCUUCCAGAGUACUUCUCAGUUAAGUAAUUGUGCCUUUACUAUAUGAUUUUUGUGGGGAAAAAGAGCUAAAGUUAAAGUUAUAGUUAAGCAUGUACAACCUAGAACAAUAUAUUGAGUCAGUGAGGAAGACUUAACACCAGUCAGUUGUAAUGUAAUUGUUGGAACAAUAUACAUUGUAUUGGGGGGACAGUCGAGUCGGUGAACAAGGCUGAAGACCAGUCAGUUAUUGUAACAAUAUAUUGGGGGACAGUCGAGUCGGUGAACAAGGCCUAAGACCAGUCAGAACAAUAAACAUUAUAUGUAAUGUAUUGGGGACAGUCGAGACAGCUGUUGGAAGAAUUUAUUGGGGGACAGUUGAGUCAGUCAUCGGAACAAUAUAUUGGGGGACAGAGUCAGUGCUGGAACAAUAUAGUGGGGGACAUUUGAAUCGGUUAUUGUAACAAUGUAAUUAGGGGGACAGUCGAGUUGGUGAAAAAGACUCGACAAUGGUCAGUUUUUGGAACACUAUAUUGGAUGGAUAGUUGAGCCAGUGAACAAGACAAAGACCAGUUCGUUGUUUUUACAGGGAUGUUUUAUUGUAAUGUACAAUGGAACAAGCUUAUCAUUAGGUUAUCAACAUCUCUGUAACCCAACAUCAAUACAAACAAUUCAUAAUUUGCAGCAGGUUUUCAUUUAAACGCCAUUUCAAAAUCAAAUUGACAUGCAAUAAAUUUACUUUGCUAUUAGGCUUUUCCCAAUAAAUCCAAUUAUUUAUCAGGCUUUUGCACCUAUCCCAUUUACAUUUAUUAAACGAACAAAGAUAUGUUCACGUUUCAAUCUUUAAGCCAGUAACAUAAAUAAUGUGAACUUGUUUCAUUGUUCAUUUUUGUGUAUAUAUGUACAUUUUCAAAUUUCUGUAUCUAAAAAUAAUAGAUGUGGAAGUUAUCUACAUCAGUGACACAUAAUAGUUAUCAUGUUAUGUAGUUAUGCACACGUAGCCAAACUAAUUCACACAAUUAAUAGUAAUUAAAAUGCAUUGCAAAUCCUUUGGGAAAAUCAGGGGAAAAUCAAGUUAUGAAAACUACCGUUUGUGAUUUUGAUGAUUGUAGUUUGUCUGUAUUCAUGCACUUGUACAAAGUUUCAAUCGGUAAAGUGAUUUCUGAAUUUGUAGUGAAUAUGUAAAGUGAUUUCUAUAGAAUCUAGAUUUGGUACAGGAAGCAUUUGGUCCAAGACUCUGGACAAGCCAAACCACUUUUUAUGUUAUAUGUUAUUUGUUGUAAUAUUACAUAAUAGUGCCAUACUUGAUGUGAUGAGACCUGUCACAAGGAAUUUGUAUUAGUAUUUAAGAACUUGAAUUUAAAUAUGCGAGAUAUCUUAGCCUUUCCACACUUUUGAGUAUUCACUAUUCUACAUUAUAUAUUGAAUAGUACAAGUAUACAUGAGCCAAAUCAAUAAAUUGUGAUAUUUAUUAAAUUUCAUUUUGUUCUGUUUUUAAUAUACAUUUGAGCUGUUAAAAAUUCCAUCUCAUACAUUUUGAACAGGGUUCUUGUAUAAAUAACCUGUAAUACAUUCUGGUUCAUGUACUUUCACUUCAGAAUAUUUACUUGGGCAGAUCUUUAAGGGAAUUGGGCAACUGGCAUAUACUAGCUAACAGCUAACUGGGCUUCUAUACUGAACCUAAAUCAUACAAUACAUAUCCUCCAAAAUGAGACUGUAUUUACCAAAAUCAACAUUUAGAAACACUAUAAAGGGUUAUUACAUAUUUUCCAAUUGCUGUGACUUUGAAAUUGAUUUUCCCCCCCCGUUUUGCUGAAACUGCUGCUUUAGGUUGUACAUUGAAUACAACUUUCCAAGCCAUAAUCUCAUGAAAAAAAAAAAAGUUUGUGGCACCAUCCAUCCCAUUUGAU
Pecten maximus is the source of this 2893-nucleotide messenger RNA. RefSeq names its product serine/threonine-protein phosphatase 6 regulatory ankyrin repeat subunit C-like. Gene Ontology annotation, molecular function: protein binding. The transcript is spliced from 9 exons. The record is from RefSeq and is a predicted model, not a curated record. NCBI's taxonomy places the organism in Eukaryota, Metazoa, Mollusca, Bivalvia, Pectinida, Pectinidae. Bases 29 to 961 code for a protein of 310 amino acids.